UACCCCAUGAUCCCACAAGAACUGUUCUACACCGAUCCAACGAUGAUGUGUGGGACCAGAAUACCCAACCACGUGAAUGAGCUGAAGGACUUUGAUUGCUUCCACCUCCACACUCCUCCUCCGAUCAUGUCUGCGUGUCCCGCUCCUCCAAACGGCUCCGACCCCUUCAGGACGGAGCGGCGUCUCGUGAGGAACCUGGGCUGCUCCUUCUGGGAAACGGGCCCUUUACCGCCCCCCGUCGGCCGAACGUGGGUAGUGCUCCAGCUCACCCCAGAAGAAGAUCAGACCAUCACCAACCUCCUCAAACUCCACCACGGGGAGGGGGCGGAGGAAGAUGGAGACUUUUACAUGGACCGUGAGUUUAGCCCAGAUCAGCGACGUGAACAAAUCCACAGAUGUUUCACUCGAUCGGAAGAGGCUGGUUUGGGAAAGCAAACAAAACGCUGGUCCGACAGAGAACUCGAAGCGGCGAACACACUUUUAACUCAGUUUGGCGCGACACGUGAAGACGACGAUGACGAUGUGAAAUCAGACGGAUGGGACGAUUCAAAGGCUUCAGGUGUUUUUGGUUUUAACGAUAGAGCGUUGUCCAGAUCUGAAGGAGAGGCUGUAUGUGGACUCCUGAAUCUGGGGCUUCUACAGACUUAAAAUAUCAGUUUUAUACUUUUAUAUCGGUGUGUUUGUGUGUGGCAUUUAGUCUUUUACAGUUUAUUUUAAAUUCCAGGAUCAGUGGCUGUUAAAUAACUUGUUGUUUUGGUUGUUGAUGGUGAAAUAAAGAGCCACGUUUGAGUCACAAAUAUA
Periophthalmus magnuspinnatus is the source of this 801-nucleotide messenger RNA. RefSeq lists its product as uncharacterized. The transcript is spliced from 2 exons. Lineage: Eukaryota; Metazoa; Chordata; Actinopteri; Gobiiformes; Gobiidae. Bases 7 to 648 code for a protein of 213 amino acids. The record is from RefSeq and is a predicted model, not a curated record.